Messenger RNA from Colletotrichum godetiae, 1184 nucleotides. RefSeq names its product alcohol dehydrogenase class-3. The transcript has a single exon. The record is from RefSeq and is a predicted model, not a curated record. Gene Ontology annotation, molecular function: oxidoreductase activity, acting on NAD(P)H. NCBI's taxonomy places the organism in Eukaryota, Fungi, Ascomycota, Sordariomycetes, Glomerellales, Glomerellaceae. The coding region runs from base 1 to 1056 and encodes 351 amino acids.
AUGUCUUCCAAUCACGCCAUUGUCAUCCAGGGUGCAGGCAAGGCCCAGGUCGUCGAAGCCUCCGCCCCCAAGCUCCGCGAUGACUACCUCAUCGUCAAGGUCAAGGCCGUCGCCCUGAACCCAACUGACGCCCUCCACAUCGACCUCUUCGCAGUAACAGGCGCUCGCGUGGGCUGUGACUACGCCGGCGUCGUCGAGGAAGUCGGCUCCCAAGUCACAAAGCCCUUCAAGAAGGGCGACCGCAUCGCCGGCGUCGCCCACGGGUCCAACGCCGUGCAUCACGAGGACGGCACCUUUGCGGAAUACAUCACCGUCAAGGGUGACCUGCAGCUCCGCAUCCCGGAUAACGUCACUUUUGAGGAGGCCGCCACCCUCGGCGUCAGCGUGACGACCGUGGGCCAGGGCCUGUACCAAAGCCUCGGCCUGCCGUACUUUGACAAGCCUAGCACGGAGACGUUGCCCGUUCUCAUCUACGGCGGCAGCACGGCGACCGGAGCGCUGGCGAUCCAGUACGCGAAGCUCUCUGGCCUGCACGUCAUCACGACGGCCUCGCCUCACAACUUUGACUAUCUGAAGAAGCUGGGCGCCGACGUGAUUUUGGAUUACAAGUCCGCUACCGUCGUGGAGGAUAUCAAGAAGAGCGCGGGCGGCCAGCUGAAGCACGUGCUGGACUGCAUUUCCUCGGAAUCAUCUGCGGAUAUCAGCGUCAAGGCGAUUGCGGAGGACGGCGGCAUCUACUCCACCCUGCGGCCCGUGCCGGCGGAGCUCGUCUCGGCCAUCAACGGCAAGGUGACGACCAAGAUGACACUGGCGUACACUGCCAUCGGCGAGCCGUGCCAGUUUGGCCCGCAGGCGUUGCCGGCGAUCCCGGCGGACUUGGAGUUUGGGAGCAAGUUCUGGGCUGAUACUGAGCGGCUAUUGGCAGAGGGAAAGGUUGUGGCUCAUAAGCCGACUGUGAAUGAGGGUGGAAGUGGCCUGGAGGGCGUUCUUAAGGGUCUUGAUCUUGUUAGACAGGGCAAGGUCAGCGGAACCAAGUUGGUCUAUAUCGUGUCGUAGUGUGUGAAAAGUUAGCAGCAGCCAAAUGGAUUUACAGGCAACUAUUAGCGACAAACAAAUCCUUGAAUGAGAAAGCUUCAUAAAGCGCAACAAACCCGCAUAACCUAAGAUGCUGUCAUUAUUUCCGC